AUUUGCAAUGCAUAUUUCUCAGGGUGUGCCCCGGGUGCUCUCACAGGCUGUGUUCUAAACUCCAUUGCAGUUUAUCUUUUGGAUCCGACGCAGGGAUAAGCUAUUCAAUGGUUAAGACCAUGGCGGAUGUAUUGUAGGAAGUUGUAGCAUUGAGCUGUCAUAGGACUAACAGUCAAAGGACAAAAUGAAUAAGAAAAGACAAUUUCUGGAGCAUCCAGAGGUCAAAGACUACUUGGUGAAAGGAGAGAGAUUCACCAAGUGGUCUGAGGACUCGACAAAGACCUUUCCUGUCACCAUGAAGAUGGAUCCGAAAGGUUUUUAUGUCUACUGGAUCAACCAAAGCAAGGAGACAACGUUCCUGGAUGUUGCUACUGUCCGAGAUACCAGAACAGGAAAAUAUGCAAAACUUCCCAAACACAGCAAGGUUCGCAAUGUGUUCAACAUGGACUUCCCCGACAGCAACCACCUCGCCAAAACUCUGACCCUCGUCUCUGGUCCUGACACGGUGAAUCUGACCUAUCAUAACUUCUUUGCCUCUAAGGAGAAGGUGAUACAGAACUGGGCAAAUGACAUACUUGCGAUCGCCUACAACGCUGCGAGAAACAAUGCCUGCAGACAAGUCUUCCUGGAGAAAAUAUACGUCCGCAUUUCUCUUCACACCAACAAGGACGGCAAGAUCCCAGUGAAAAAUAUAUACAAGAUGUUCCCUGCAGAUAAGAAGAGGGUGGAAAGUGCCUUAGCAGCAGCACACCUCCCAAAGGGAAAGUAUGACAGCAUGAAGCCUGACGUCUUUACUGAGACUGCCUUCAGGGCCUUUCUGUCAAACCUCUGCCCUCGGCCUGAGAUCUAUGAGAUCUUCACUUGUUACUCCAACAAACCCACCAUGACGAAGGACAACUUCACCAAGUUCCUCAACGAGAAGCAGAGGGACUCCCGGCUCAACGAGGAACUGUAUCCACGUCUGCGGCCGGACCAGAUCAAGGCUCUGAUGGAUAAAUACGAACCUGUCACCUCUAAUUCAAACAGAUGUCUGAUUUCCCCCGAGGGUCUCUUAUUCUUCCUGAUGGGGCCGGAGACAACUGUUGUCAUGCAGGACAAGCUGGCCAAGAAUCAGGACAUGGCCCAACCCAUACCGCACUACUUCGUCAAGUCCUCCCACAACACGUACCUCACAGCCGGUCAGUUCUCCGGUGUUUCCUCCCCAGAGAUGUACCGUCAGUGUCUGCUGUCCGGCUGCCGCUGUCUGGAGCUGGACUGCUGGAAGGGAAAACCUCCAGAUGAAGAGCCCAUCAUUACUCACGGUUUCACCAUGACAACUGAGAUCCUCUUCAAGGAUGUGAUUGAGGCCAUCGCUGAAAGUGCCUUCAAGACCUCCCCGUAUCCCAUAAUCCUCUCAUUCGAAAACCACGUCGACUCGGUGAAACAGCAGGAGAAGAUGGCAAACUACUGCAAAACCAUAUUUGGUGAUGCCCUGCUAACAGAUCCGCUGGAAAAAUACCCUCUGAAGCCAGGCCAACAGAUCCCCAGCCCAUCUGAGCUCAUGGGUAAAAUCCUCAUCAAGAACAAGAAGGGAAGUCAUGAAAAGCCGACACAGGCUAAGAAACCAGGCACAGCAGCCACUGACCAAACCACAACCGCAGCUGCACCCACCCAGGAGCCAAACACCACUUGCCAGGAUCCCACCAACGCAGCACCCACCACCCAGGAGAACCAAGAGGGGGACGCAGCUGUGGAGGACGCAGAGGAGCAAGAGGAGACAGAAGAACAGGAUGAGGAGAAAAUGAAGACAUCAGAUGAGGGCACAGCUGGACAGGAAGUCACUGCAUAUGAGGCGAUGUCAUCCAUCGUCAACUACAUCCAGCCCAACAAAUUCAUCUCCUUCGACAAUGCAAGAAAGAAAAACAAGAGUAACGUCAUCUCAUCUUUUGUGGAGACCAGAGGGGAGGCGAUGAUUUCCAAGACUGCUGUCGAAUUUGUCGAAUACAAUAAGAGGCAGAUGAGCAGGAUUUACCCCAAAGGAACGAGAAUGGACUCAUCCAAUUACAGCCCGCAGCCUUUUUGGAAUGUAGGCUGCCAGAUGGUGGCGCUCAACUACCAGACGAUGGAUUUCCCCAUGCAGCUGAACAUGGCUCUGUUUGAAUUCAAUGGCAGAACGGGCUACCUGCUCAAGCACGAUGUUCUGCGUCGCAGUGACAAGAAGUUUGACCCUUUCUGUGACAGAAUUGACACGGUUGUGGCGAGCACAUUGACCAUAAAGAUCUACUCGGGCCAGUUUCUGUCUGACAAGAGCGUGAAAACGGGAGUGGAGGUAGAGGUGAUCGGGCUGCCCGGAGACCCCAAGAAGAAAUAUCGCACCAAGUGGACCACCACACCCAACGCCAUCAAUCCAGUGUGGAAUGAGGAGCCUUUUGUUUUUGAGAAGAUCCUUCUCCCAGAAAUGGCCUCUCUAAGAAUUGUAGUCCACGAGGAGAACGGUAAAUUCUUGGGACACAGGAUCAUCCCACUGGAUGCCAUCCAAUCAGGUUUCCAUCACAUCUGCCUGCGCAGUGAGAGCAACAUGCCGCUCACUCUGCCGGCUCUCUUUGUGUACAUUGAGGUCAAGGACUACAUCCCUGCUGCCUUCGCAGAUUUCACCGACGCCUUGUUUAACCCAACAAAGGGAACAGAGAAGACCGCUAAGACGACCCCUAAGGAGUCUUCCUCCAACUACGUUUCCCCCUAUGAAAUGCCUCUUGCGGCCCAGCCCCCUGCGGACAAAGCACAGGAAAAUGAGGCCCCUGCUGCAGAAAAGGAAACGCCCGAACCAACACCUGCAGUUGAGUCAAAUGACGAAUCAUCUCAGUCUACCCCUGAGACCAAGACAGAAGAGGUUGCUAAAGAAGAGGCAGAGAUCAAGUCCGAAACUCCACAAGCCGAAGCAGAACCUCUUCAAACUCCUGACAACCCUCCUGCUGAAGCUGUAGCUCCGGACGCGGGUGUCCUUCCUGAAGCUUCUCCUCCCCCUGAGGAGGAAGCCGUUCCAGAGCCAGAGGCAGCUCCUGAAUCCACAGAGGUGAACAACUCCAGUACAAACCCUGAGCCCGCUUCAGAUGAUAAACCGGCCACAGAAUCGGCCAGUGCUGCUGGAGAGCCUGCUACUGUGGCCUUGCCCUCUCCAGCAAGUGCAUUGCUCGAGUCUGCAGGAUCAGGUGACUCAUCUCUGCCGCCGACAUGCAGUGAAGAGACGUCGACUGUGACUACUGAAGAACUUACACAGCACAAGAACUAUCUGAAGGUCAUCAAGCGACAGGAGAAAGACUUGAAAGAGGCAGAAAAGAAAUAUCAGAAGAAAGGAGAUGAACUGAUUCAGAAAUACUCUGACUCCUUCAAGGCCCUCAAGAAGAAGACCUCACUGAAGAAGAACGAGGGAGAGGGAAACACCUCUGACUCCAACGUGAAGACGGAGCGCGUGCAGGAGCAGAAGGACAAAAUGCAGGUGGAUCUGCAAGCACUGUGGACGGAGCAGAGUGACCAGCUGAAGAAGAAGAAAGAGCAGUAUGCUACAGAGAGACUGUCCAAACUGUUGGAGAUGGCCACAGAGAGACACGCCAUUGAACUCAAGACCCUGGAGAGUGAUACCAAAGAGAAUAAGAAGAAAACACUCUCCAAAGACAAAUCAAAGCUGAAAAGGGCAAUGAGCACGGAGGUUUUGGAUGAGCCCAGUCAGUCUGAUUCUGCAUCUUCAGAUUUCAGCCCGCAGCAAGUGGCUCUGAUGAAGAAACAGGCGGCCACACUGGAGGAAAUCAAGACCCUGACUAACCAGCUCAAUCAGGAGGCCCUGAAGGAUCACAAUCAGAAACUGAGGUCUCUGCCUGCAGAGGUGAAGGAGGCUUUCAAUGUCUGUGUGGGGGGCCACUUCCCUGAACUGGUGGACCAGGAUGGAAACAACAAGGUGGAGGGGGUGGGCUUCUAUGGAGAUGUUUUCCUGGGUUAGAUGUGCAAUUUGAUCCCUGACCCUUCAGUGUAACCCUCUACUCACUGUUUUCUUUUUACAUCUUCUUGUAACCUGUUACAUAACCUACAGACUACAACAGUAGAAGAUUGAAAUAGCUGUGUGAAAUUUCUAUUUAGAGGUACUAAUCAUUGAGGGCUCUUUUAGUCAUUUGGCCAUAAUGAUGUUUUUGUGGUUGUCAAUGGUGGAAAAAAAUGGCUUUCUUUAUUUUUGUAGUUCUUAACCAAUGAAAAAUAACCUACAGAGACAGAUAUCUUCCAGAUGAAGGCCCAUAAAUAAAAGCAAUUAUUUUUGCUUCACAAAAUCUCCUUUGUGUUCUCUAAAUGAGUUCAAAAAUAGAACUUAAUGUAGCGAGAAAAAUGGGUUAUCAAAGUCUGCAGGCUGAAUUGAGACAAUGAAUCUGUCUGUCACGCUUCAGCACAUGGUGUGUGAUACUUCAUACAGCAACAGAUAAGCAAUCACUCUGAGAUGCUCGUGCGUUGCAGUUGUUAAACGGAUUUACAGACAAAAAGCUACAUUUACUUCUUACCUGGGACAAAAGUCCUGUCGUGGAGUCAUGACAAUGGGAAGGCAGCACCAUGACAUCAAUGAUCCCUCUGCACUAAACGUUUUAAUAUUAUUAUUUGUUGUGAUGAAUAGUUCUUAAUAAACUUAACUUUGCACUGUA
Eleginops maclovinus (Patagonian blennie) is the source of this 4658-nucleotide messenger RNA. RefSeq names its product phospholipase C, beta 2 (gene plcb2). The record is from RefSeq and is a predicted model, not a curated record. Gene Ontology annotation, biological process: lipid catabolic process; release of sequestered calcium ion into cytosol; phosphatidylinositol-mediated signaling. The transcript is spliced from 32 exons. Bases 185 to 3973 code for a protein of 1262 amino acids. Lineage: Eukaryota; Metazoa; Chordata; Actinopteri; Perciformes; Eleginopidae. Gene Ontology annotation, molecular function: calcium ion binding; phosphatidylinositol-4,5-bisphosphate phospholipase C activity.